Messenger RNA from Staurois parvus, 414 nucleotides. The record is from the annotation of a GenBank genome assembly. Lineage: Eukaryota; Metazoa; Chordata; Amphibia; Anura; Ranidae.
UCCACAGUCUCUUGGUCAUCCCCUGUACUGUCUGCAGUCUCUGGUCAUCCCUUGUACUGUCUGCAGUCUCUGGUCAUCUGUACUAUGUCUGCAGUCCCUGGCAUUUUCCCUCUACUAUGUCCGCAGUCUCUGGUCAUCUGUACUAUGUCCGCAGUCUCUGGUCAUCUGCACUAUGUCCGCAGUCUCUGGUCACCUCCUGUACUACACCAUACUCUGGUCAUCUCCUGUACUAUGUCCGCAGUCUCUGGUCAUUUCCUGUACUGUGUCCGCAGUCUCUGGUCAUUCCCUGUACUGUGUCCGCAGUCUCUGGUCAUUCCCUCUGUACUGUGUCCGCAGUCUCUGGUCAUUCCCUGUACUGUGUCCGCAGUCUCUGGUCAUUCCCUGUACUGUGUCCGCAGUCUCUGGUCAUUCCCU